AUAGACCCCCAAUUUGUGAUGACUGCUGCACACUGUAGAGGAAGAGAAAUCACGGUCACCCUUGGAGCUCAUAACAUAAACAUGGAAGAAUCCACACAGCAGACAAUAAAAACUGAAAAACAAAUCGUUCACCCAAUGUUCCAAAAGGAUUCGGGUUUCAAUGACAUCAUGUUACUGAAGCUACAAAACAAAGCUGAGUUGACUCCUGCUGUGAAUGUAAUUCACCUGCCUAGUCCCUCUGACAUUCUCAAGCCUGGGAAGAUGUGCUGGACAGCUGGAUGGGGGCACACUGGAGAGAAUAAACCUCCAUCAGAUACCCUGAGAGAGGCUGAACUGAGAAUCAUGGAUAAAGAGGCCUGUAAAGUGCACACGGAUUACGACGAUCAUCUCCAGCUCUGCGUGGGCAGUCCUUCAACAUCAAAAUCUAUAUACAAAGGAGACUCUGGGGGACCUCUAGUGUGUGCUGGUAUGGCCCAAGGUAUUGCAUCUUAUGUGAAUUCAAACGAAAAGCCACCUGCAGUCUUCACCCGAAUCUCCGAAUACCUUCCCUGGAUAAAUAAAGUCUUAAAGAGCAAGUAG
Molecule: messenger RNA, 579 nt
Organism: Mus pahari (shrew mouse)
Lineage: Eukaryota; Metazoa; Chordata; Mammalia; Rodentia; Muridae
Product: mast cell protease 2-like
Exons: 4
Biological process (GO): proteolysis
Cellular component (GO): intracellular membrane-bounded organelle; cytoplasm
Molecular function (GO): serine-type endopeptidase activity
Source: RefSeq, a predicted model, not a curated record